Messenger RNA from Morone saxatilis (striped sea-bass), 2543 nucleotides. RefSeq lists its product as uncharacterized. NCBI's taxonomy places the organism in Eukaryota, Metazoa, Chordata, Actinopteri, Moronidae. The transcript has 7 exons. The record is from RefSeq and is a predicted model, not a curated record. The coding region runs from base 172 to 1158 and encodes 328 amino acids.
GGAGGGAGAGGGGGGUGCGGUGAAAUUGUGAAACAUCUUUCUAUUCCUGGAUAGAGUUACGUUGCUCAGCAUUUGGAAAGAGAGACCGGACAAUGUCCAGCUGAAUUCCCUCAUUUUCUUCCUCUUGAAAGGCUCUUUAUACCGCGCGAGACUUCGACAAUUGAGACUAGAAUGCCUCAGCUUGGAAGCCUGUUCACCCAGUUUCAUCUCAGCUCCAAAGCUUCAGAAAGGGCUCAAGGCCAAAGCCCACAUCAGACACUGACACUACCUGACGUUUUACAACAUGUCAGGAAACUCACCGGGCUGAGAAAUGAAGAUGUUUACUGCAAUCUGCGUAUCCCCAACCAGUUUCAGACCACCAAAGAUGACAUCAACAUUGUUAUCCUCACAGGCCAGGGGAUCUUCUGCAUGGAUGUAAAACCCUGGAGAGGUACAGUGUCGGCUCACAACCAAAACUGGCAUGUGCAAGUGAAAGAAGAGGACCAAAACUUUACCAAUACCUGCAUUGAGCAGAUUGAAGAUCCCCUCAAAGCUAUCAUGACCAAGACGGCUAACUUAUGUGGCCACUUGAAGAGGAGUGGGGUGUCUGUGCGCCAAAGCCUCUUCUUCCCCAAGGUUAUCUUCCUCUCUCCAGACUGCGAGCUGGAUGAGGAGCUGAGGAAGAGGAGGGAGCUGGUCUCCCAUAGCCAGAUAGAUGACUUCCUCAGAUCUUUCAGGGAGGGCUACAUGGCCUGGAUAUCAGAUGCACUGACUCCCUCCUGGCUGUCUGGUCAUCUGUCGUACAGGCAGAUGGAGUCAGUGCGGGAGGUCCUGAGGGGUGUGGGAACGUGGGAUCUGGUGCGGCUCCACUGUGGCGAGCAGCUUAAAGGAGACUUCCAGGGCUGCCCGUACAUUGCUCUCAACCGCCAGGAGACGGACACGCUCGAGUUUUCCAGAGUCAAGACCCUGUCGGCUGAUUCGCUGUGGGCCCUGCUGGGACACGCUCCUCAGGUUACUGUUAAAAUGUACAAGCGUGGAUCUCAUAGCUGGCUGGGUAAAUCGCUGAACGCCACCGCCACCAUCCCCUCCAACACCUUUGUGAUCUUCAGGAUCAGCGGGGAGGAAUCAGAUGCCAAAAUCCCAGCAAACACCAUUCACAGCAUCACACUCAGCAUGUGACAGUGUGUGUAUCAGUCAGUAAAGAGGUUAGCCAUCACAACAUGGUGCUGCAGGGAAAGGAAGUGUUUUUAAUCACGUAUGUAGACACAAAAAAAACAAAACUCUUAAUUUAGCUCAAACCUAACGACAUUUUACUGAGUGCCUUUUACUAUGCAGUGUUUGUAUUUUGUUAUAUUGUAUUAACAACACAAGUUCUGUCUUUAACUAAGCAUUUAUCCUAAAACAAAAAAAGAAAGAAAGAAAAGGCCCAGUUGCCGAUUUCCUUGACUCUCUGAUCCUCAGUGGCAAUGUUAUGUUAAUGAAGAUGGUUUCAGACAAUUAGCCUGAUUAACUUUCUCUUGUUUUGAAUUUCUAGGGCUGGCCCACACUUUACACAAGCCAUUAAUUAAUCAUUAUGUUAGCUGAUUGUGUCACAUCAGUUCAGGACUGAAGUGUCUAAUGUGUUAAUUGUGGCAGUUAAAAACUGCUGGCCCCUAGCAAGAUGAGGGCCAUGUUACUGCCUCUAUGGGUUUAAUGGGCGGUGAUUUACAGUCUGUUUAGAUGGUGUAACUGUAAGGUGCUUUAUUAAUAUGCUCCACCGCACAGAGGAGAUGAUAACAUAUUCAAGAGCGCACAGGCGCAGCCACCAGCACCAUUCAUAACUGUGUCUGAGUCACUUUCCAUCGGUUACCAGGCUUGCACAGCUGCGCUAACAGCUAGCAAUUGUAUUUACUGUGCCUGGUAGUGGCCGAAAUGAAGUUAUUUCCAUCAAGAUAUCAGUGCCUUUAGCUAAUGCAAUAGAAGGAGCUCUCUGUGUUGAUGGUAUCUCUUUGCAUGGCAUCUCUCUACCUGAAACAUCAUUACACUGUACUCAAGCUCCUCACUUUUUCAAAUGUCUGCUUUAGUGUUUUACCUGGGCGGUCAGAUCAUUGGUAGUUGUACAAACAGCAAAGUGUUGUUUGCAUUUGUAGGCGCACAUUUUUUAGACUCUGGUUGUUUUCAGGUCAUGGUCAACAUUGCUUGAAUUUAGUGUUUUGAUGAAUUUAUUGUCUUCGCGUAUUUAAACGUAAAGAGUGUCCUCAACUGUUUGCUCCACAAUAAAGAAUAUUGACAAUAUCAGAUGAUCUAGGAUGACAAGGAAAUUACUACAUGUAAUUCUAAUUGGUGGGUGCAUGCAGGUUUUACUGUAGUUUUUUGUCAAUUUUUUUUAUUUAAAAACUUUAAGCACUUUCAGCAUCAAGCCAACUUCAGAAGCAUGAUUGUUAACCAUACUCCUCAGUUGAAUGAUUUAAGCAUGGUUGUUUUAUUCAUUGGUGUGUGUUUUUAGUUAUGGUAUCAGCAACUGUUUUUAUGUUUACAUGUAUUUGUACUAUCUGGUCUCUUAAUAAAAAGAUUUGAUGAUUUAA